AGCCUCUUUUUGUCGCGUAAUGCCAUCGAGUAUAUUGCACCGGGAACAUUCAUAGAUCUAGAUGAAAUCAGAGAACUAUUCCUCGACAACAACCAUCUGUACACGGUCUCAGCAGGAACCUUAGCCGGCCUCAAGAAGCUUGACAUGAUACGAUUUGACAACAACCGGAUUUCGAGCAUUGCUGUUGGAGUCUUUGAGGGCGCAGCGGCAGCACAGACAGUUUCCAUAUCUAACAACAACCUCGUCACCAUCGUAGCUGGCAUAUUCAGAGGACUGAGUAGCGUGAGGCGAAUUUCGAUUGAUCAUAAUGCGUUAAGCUUCAUCGAACCUGGCGGUUUCUAUGGGAUGCCAAUGCUCAACUCUAUCGAUUUGUCGUACAACGAGCGCCUGACAUCUAUCGACAAGGACAUGUUUAAUCUGACUGAACUCACAUCACAAUUCGUGAUGUUUAACCUAGAAGGUUGCAAAUUGGAUUGCCAAUGUGACAUUGACUGGCUUAACGAGGCUCCAUUUACUACUUCGAAUGCCUAUUGCGCAACUCCACCGGAACUGUCCACAAUCGAACUGCCGUCUUUAAAAUGC
Priapulus caudatus is the source of this 582-nucleotide messenger RNA. RefSeq names its product leucine-rich repeat and fibronectin type-III domain-containing protein 3-like. Gene Ontology annotation, molecular function: protein binding. Lineage: Eukaryota; Metazoa; Priapulida; Priapulimorpha; Priapulimorphida; Priapulidae. The annotation marks the transcript as partial. The record is from RefSeq and is a predicted model, not a curated record. The transcript is spliced from 3 exons.